AUGUCAUAUUCUAAUAUGGAUUCCUUAGCAUACAACCUGCGCUCCCUUGAUGUCAACACUGUUCAGAAUAGUACUGAUGGUAUAAAUUUGACGGGCUUCAAUCCUCAUGAUCCUGGCCAUAAGACUGGUAAUACGGCUGCUGAUAAUGGUAAUGCUAGUAUUGGUACACCUGCAACUCCAUCCACACCUGGAAAUUAUCCUUUGGGCAUGCAAGGACCCAAUCCUAACCAAUACCAGAUGCAAUUCCAGCCUUUGCAGCAACUGAACAGGACCUCGUCAUUAAUUGAAAAUAUGGGUGUCCAGAGAGCUUCAUCUCCAUUUUUAGCUAGAUCACAGUCCAAUUUAUCUGUGUUUCAAAACAGUACUCCGGUGAAUAGCUCUGUUGGGAAUAAUAUAUUGUCUCCAUCAGGUGAUGUACCUUCCAUGAAUCCGAAUAUGAACAUGAACAUGAACAUGAACAUGAACAUGAACAUGCACAUGAAUUCUGCAACACCUACCAAUGCACAGGCUUUAGAGAAGGAUUGGUUUCAACAACAGUAUCCUCAACGUUCUCAGUUGCAAAGACCAAAUGUUCUUCCACAGCAAUCAAACCUGUACUCGCCAUUGUCUCAGCAGCAUACUCCGGUCGCUUUUAAUAAUUCUGCACAGAUUCAGCAACCAAAUAUGGCAAUUGGCUCGCAAUCCUCAAUUGGCAAUCAUAUGGGAAUGGCCCCACCGCCACCACCCCACUUUGUGAUUACUGAGUCCCAGUGGAAAUAUAUCGAUCCAUCCGGUCAAUUACAAGGACCAUUCCGCUCUUCAGAAAUGACAACCUGGUAUCACUUAGGUUACUUAGCCUCUACCUUGGAGAUAGCAAGGGUACCAACUUCACCAGAACCGUUGGAUAUCAAUGACAAAUUCAUCAAGAUUUCAGAUUUGAUCGAAAAGGUUCACAAUGCCCAGGAACCAUUCCAGACAUUUGAUUUCAUUGUUGCACAAUCAUCUAAUAUAUCAAAACCGCCUGGAUUAGCAACGAACGCCAAUUUUUUGAACACUAUCAAUCCAGAUCCAGCACUGAAUGUUGGCCAACAACUAAAUGUUAGUCAAAAUAUUCGGCAACAACAACAACAGCAACAAGUUCCAACACAGCCCUUGGUUCCUCUACCUCAAACAAUUAAAGUUAAGAAACAAGCUGUUGAUGCAAUUGAUAGAAUAGAAAGUCCUGAUUAUAAUUUUGAAGAACUUUUAAAUUUGAGGUCUACUGAAAAGGAUAAUGAGUAUUACUAUAGAGAGACUACUAUCCGUGUACCUGUAAAUAGGCAUUUGAUUAAAAAGCUGGAUCCAAACGAAAACGUAAACACCACUCAGUACAACGUCUUUCCUCCAAUUACCUAUGACCUCGGUAUUUUGGAACAGCUAAAGCUGCAAGGUGAAUAUGAUGCAGCACAGAAAAAGCAGCAUGCUGAAAAACAAGAAAAUAAACCAAUGGUUGAGGAAGAUAUGAAGUCUAAUACAACUACUGAAAAGGUGAAGUCCAAGGAUGUGUCUAAGCCAGCAGAUAGCGAUACAAAAAUUGUCUCGAAUACUUCUGAAGACAAUGCUGAUCAAAUUGACAAGCAUAAGCUAGAAGAAAAGCGUAGAAUUGAAAAAGCUAAUGAGAUGGCUAGAAAAUUGCUAGAAGAGCAAGAAAAAGAAAAUGAAAGCAAAAAGAGGAAGGAGCAAAAGCAAUCUAAGAAACAAAAGAAAAAAGCAGAACAAAAAUUAGUACCUACUACAGAAACUGAAACCAUUAGUGACAAUAAGAAUGAAGAACUUAUUGAAGUUCCUAAUAGACAGAACGAAGAAAAUAACCAAAGUGAACCACAGAUCACUACCAAACCCGCACCCUGGGCUAACAAAAAUACAGCUGUUCAAGUUGAUAGUAUUCCUACUAUUGAAGAGCUACAGAAACUAAAACAAUCUAAGAAGAAAGCAUCUAGUAAAGAUCCAGAUGUACGUAACAAAUUGUUGCAAUUGCAUGAGGAGAUUAUGCAGGAAGAAAGAUCAAAGGAGAAAAUGACAUCGGUGCUGAAGUGGGCAGAUAAAUCCUCAAACUCCCAACCAUCUUCCAGUAUUGACCUUAAAGAACAAGUUAAGAAUAGUAAGAAAAACAGGAACUCGCCGGCGCCAAUUGCAAAUAAGUUGCCUACUUUAGGUAGUGGUUUGGAAGAAUUAAAAAAUCCAACUUUUAUUGAGGAACAAAAACAAAUAUGGGAACAAAUACAGAAGGCACCACAAAAAGGUAAAAAAACUGAUAUAACAUCUAGCUUAUUGUCCAGCAAUAGUUCAACACGUUCCGCAACUAGUACCGGAUCUAACCCAUGGAAAACAGUUGCCAGUCAAUCAUCACAGGCGGUAAACACCUCUGCCGGUACGCCACCUGUGAAGCCUGUAGUCUCAAAGGCUAAUUCGACAUCUACGAGCUCUGUAAACAGCCUUAACAGAGGCAAGCAAAUUGGCUCAUCCACAGUAAACCCAAUUAUGAAGGCAAGACAGCCAGUUAAUCUCUAUCCAGGAAAUUCUUCCAUUUCAGCUAGACAAGAGUUCAUUAAAUGGUGUAAAACUCAACUAAAAUUAAAGCAGGGUGUAAACGCUAAGGAUGUUCUAGAGGUUCUGUUGAGUCUUCCAGCCGGAUUAGAAGCUAAAGAAAUUAUUGCGGAUACGAUAUACUCCUACAGUGCUACCAUGGAUGGAAGAAGGUUUGCCACUGAGUUUAUUAGCAAAAGACUUGAGUGUGAGAGCCAAAUUAAGGAUCCACUAAACUGGAGCGAAGUGUUGGCUCUGCCUGAAGGUAGUAGUGACGACUGGGAAUUCCAGGUUGUAACUAAAAAGAAAACACGGAAAUAUUAA
Nakaseomyces glabratus is the source of this 2868-nucleotide messenger RNA. It is a transcript of the gene SYH1, whose product is annotated as Syh1p. Gene Ontology annotation, cellular component: cytosol. NCBI's taxonomy places the organism in Eukaryota, Fungi, Ascomycota, Saccharomycetes, Saccharomycetales, Saccharomycetaceae. Gene Ontology annotation, molecular function: protein binding. The record is from RefSeq and is a predicted model, not a curated record.